AUGUCGGCCUCGAAGGAAUCGACUGGAACACUUGGCAACCUAGCCAACAUCCCGAAGCUAGAAUCGACAGCCGGAUGGAUCAACUGGAGCCGAGAAAUGAAGGACCAUCUCACAAUGUCGGGAUACGGAGACUUGUUCAAACGAAACAAGGACAAACCCACCGGCACCAGCGCCGCGACCGUCGAAAAGAUCGACAACUGGCUCUCCAAGCAGGAACGCGCGUGCGGAGCCGUCCUCAAUCGACUUGGAUACAACGCCAGGGAGCAGGUAAAGGACAAGGAGACCGUCACGGAGAUGUUCGAUGAGCUUGAGAAGCGCUUCAAACCAAAAGGAAGUGCGGUCUUCCAAGAGCUCGACCGACGAUACAACUGCCUCACCCUAGACCAAUGCUCGGGAGUCAUGAACUUUGCAGAACGGCUGCGAGAAGCUCAAUCUGAACUCUUGCAACUAGACGAGACAUGCAAAAUCGGCACGCCUCAAUUCAUCAAUAAGUUCCUAACCGGACUUGGCCCCGAAUACGAAAUGUUCCUCACUGCCUUCUACCAAAACCACAACUUGCUACCCGAGCGAGGCUCCAACGGAGAAAUAACCAAACCUGCCGUAACAUUCGAAAUCGCUCUUGCCGCCGCAGAGCAAGAGGAAAUGAACAUUCAACAACGAGAAAAGGCCAAGACGCAAACGGCUCUGCUGGCUAGAAUGCGUGGCCCUGGAAAAGAACGAGUAGCUCAGACGUGCGGCCACUGCAACAAACCAGGUCAUACCAAGGCCGGAUGUUUUGGCCUACACCCCGACCUUCUUGAGGAGUUCAGAAGAAAACGAGCACUUCGGAGUGGACGACGAGAAGCCAAGCUUGAGAAGAGAAAGGAGAACACCUCGUCACUGGAACUCGACGAGGAUCACACUGCCGCCGUCGCCUUCUUAAACGCGGCCCUUCUAUCCUUUCAACCCCAGUUUGGCCUGGCUGCAUCAGAGCCGUCCGGGCUGCUCGAGCGAAUUCACGUAUUGGACAGUGGCGCCUCCUCCCACACGUUCUGCCGUCGACAGAACUUUACAUCACUCGAGAAAUUCACCGGCUCUGCCAUCAACGGCAUAGCUGGCUCGGCCAUUAUGCCCGCGGGGCAAGGCACAUACACCCUCAGAACCAUACGGAACAAUGCCAAAGGAACAACGAUCUUUCAUAAGGCACUUUACGUCCCAGACGCUCACUGCAACCUUGUCUCGGUCUCAGCCCUCGAGGAAGAUGGAGCAACUAUUUUAUUUCGAAAAGGACGAGCCGUCAUUACAAGCCACGGUAAAGUCAUCCUCAGCGCCACUAGGAAAUUUGGUCUGUACGUGAUCGACGAGGACGACCAACAACUGCACACUGCCAUGGCCGCAUACUCUGUCAGCGACCCCAAACUGCAGAUCUGGCAUGACCGACUCGGCCAUUUGGGAGAACAGAACGUGCAUUUACUCAUGAAGAUGUCCACGGGCAUCACUCCUCUAUCUGACUCCAACGUCUGUGAAGCGUGCGUAAAAGGGCGCAUGAAGGAAAGGCCUCACCGCGGAUGCAUUCGAAAAGGAACAAGACCACUGGAGAGCCUGCAUGGCGAUAUCGCUGGCCCCUUCCCAGACGAAGGCAUCGACGGCCAUAGAUACUGGGCCUGCUUCAUAGACGAUUUCACCAAAAUGACCUGGGUCUUCCCAAUCAGGCAAAAGUCCGAAUUUGGCAACUGCCUUCGACAACUUCUGGAACAAGCCGAGACACCAACCCGUCGCUGCCGUUACCUUCGCCUCGAUCGAGGGGGAGAAAACCAAGCUGAUGCAAUCACUCUCUACUGCGAAAACAAGAUGAUUGAGAUGAUCUUUUCUGCUACCGAGCAGCACGAACAAAACGGAGUGGCCGAAGUAGCAAACCGUGUCCUACUCGAGAAGCUCACAGCGACUCUCAUCCAUUCAGGACUGGAAAAGAAAUUCUGGCCAUACGUCCUCAAAGCCAUGGCAUACGUACGAAACCUCUCACCAGCCUCGGGUCGUCAAAUCACACCUUAUGAAGCAUGGCACAAGGAAGUGCCGGAUCUCUCCCAUCUCCGAGUUAUCGGCAGCCGAGGCUUUGCAAAGAUGCCUUCAGCCAAACGGAAGAAGAUGGACGACAAGACAGUCCCCUGCCGACUCCUCGGCUAUCAAGGGAGCACAAACUACGUCUUAGUCGACGACGAUGGAAGAAUAUUCUUUGCGAAUAACGUCGUGUUCGAUGAGAAAUCCCUGCUGAGAAAACGAAUUGCAUCCGAGCAACCAACUGACGAACCCAACGCAAAACGGAUGGAUCUCACACCAUCUCUUCCAACUAUACCCCUAACCGAAAACAUCAGAACAGACGAAGAGAUACAGUCAGCCCCCAGCCAAUCCUAUCAACUGAAUCAAGACGAGCCAAGCUUCCAUGUGGAACUGGGGACUCCAGAAAGAACACAAAGCCCCGACGGUGCAGUCGACGAACACCAAGUCGUUGCGGAAGCAGCCGACGGUCAUCCCCAACAACGUUUUCCAGUACGGGAAACCCGAGGACAAAUUCCAUCAAGAUACACAGUCCUAGCUCAACAAGACCCAUCAGCCCAACAAAACCAGUGGCGCUUCACCAUGAUCGCCAUUCACCUGGCUAUGAUCGCCAACAACCUUGAACCGACCGAACCCAAAACCUUUGCCGAAGCAAUGAACUCGCCUCAUAGCGAACAAUGGAUGCAAGCCAUGAUUGACGAAAUCGACUCCUUGAUGAGAAACGGCACCUUCAUACCAGUCAGCCUGCCUCCAGGAAAACAUACCCUCCAAGGCAAAUGGAGGCUUCGAACAAAAGAGGGAAUCGACUACCACGAAACGUUUGCCUCCGUGGUCAAGCCGAUGAGCUAUAAAAUGAUCUUCGCCAUCGCUGCGGCCCUAGACCUUGAACUGGAACAGAUGGAUGUCAAAACUGCCUUCCUUUAUGGCGGCGUCAAAGAAGAAAUCUACGUGACUCAGCCACAGGGUUUCGACGACAAGUCAGGCAGAGUCUUCCGACUGCGGAAAGCUCUCUACGGCCUCAAACAAUCUCCCCGAAUCUGGUACCAGACUUUAUCUGAUUUCCUGGAAACCCUCGGCUUCAAACCACUCAACGCCGACGUUGGCGUCUUCAUCCGUGGCACAACCUACAUCGCCGUCUACGUGGAUGAUCUCCUAAUCGCUGGUCCCGAUAAGGAAGAAAUCCGCCAAAUCAAAGCCGCCUUGAGCGAGAAAUUCGAAAUGACUGACCUUGGCCCGUGUCAGUACUAUCUGGGAAUGUCCGUCCGGAGAGACAGACGCAACAAGGCCAUCUUCCUCUCCCAACGAGCAUAUGUCGAGAAGGUCCUACGGGAAUUUGACAUGUGGGAGAGCAAGCCAGUCACAACUCCCCUGAGCACGUCAAAAUUCCAACCUGUCCCAGACGAAUACAGAGCUCCUAAAACGACGAAACUAUGGUACGCAAAAGCAAUUGGGUCACUUAUGUACGCCAUGCUUGGCACUCGCCCAGACAUCGCAUUUGCCGUCUCCCUCUGCAGCCGAUAUCUGGGAAACCCAACCAACGAACACGUCCAAGCCGUCAAGCGCAUCAUGAGGUACUUGCGAGGGACGAUCGACUUGGAACUCACCUUCAGCGGACCACUCAGACCGUUAGUUGGGUACAGCGACUCAGACUGGGCUGGCGAUCACGACACCAGACGAUCAACGGCUGGCUACGUCUUCAACGUCGGCACAGGCGCCAUCAGUUGGAACUCCAAACGACAACCAACGGUCGCACUAUCAUCCUGCGAAGCGGAGUACAUGGGACAAACACAAUGCACCAAAGAGGCGAUCUGGCUACGAGGGUUGCUGCGCGAACUUCUGGCCCAAUACAAACAUGGAGACCUUCAAACAACUAUUCUCUACGGGGACAAUCAAGGGGCAAUUGCAAUGGCCAAAAAUCCACAGUUCCACGCCAGGACUAAGCACAUUGAUCUUCAAUGGCAUUACGUUCGAGAACGAGUCUCGGAUGGAGACGUUGAACUCCAAUAUGUCCCAACCGAGCAACAAAUCGCAGACGGACUUACGAAAGCUCUCCCAAAAGACCGGUUUAUCGUGUUUCGCAACGCGCUGGGCCUCUCCAACCCAUGA
Fusarium falciforme is the source of this 4140-nucleotide messenger RNA. Its product is annotated as Integrase catalytic domain-containing protein. Gene Ontology annotation, molecular function: nucleic acid binding. The record is from RefSeq and is a predicted model, not a curated record. The transcript has 2 exons. Bases 1 to 4140 code for a protein of 1379 amino acids. Lineage: Eukaryota; Fungi; Ascomycota; Sordariomycetes; Hypocreales; Nectriaceae. Gene Ontology annotation, biological process: DNA integration.